Oreochromis aureus is the source of this 2042-nucleotide messenger RNA. RefSeq names its product E3 ubiquitin-protein ligase TRIM39-like. Lineage: Eukaryota; Metazoa; Chordata; Actinopteri; Cichliformes; Cichlidae. Gene Ontology annotation, molecular function: zinc ion binding; protein binding. Bases 103 to 1770 code for a protein of 555 amino acids. The record is from RefSeq and is a predicted model, not a curated record. The transcript has 2 exons.
AGAGCUCGCUGCUUUGUGCCUGAUACACCUGCAGGGAGAGGCGGAGAUUCAACUGAGUCUAUCAGGUUUUCCUCAACAACACAACAAACAGCAAGUGCAGACAUGUCUGCUGCCAGCUGUCUUCUAUCUGAAGCACAGUUUCUGUGCUCCAUCUGUCUGGAUGUCUUCACCGAUCCAGUCACCACACCAUGUGGACACAACUUCUGCAAAAACUGCAUCAGUCAACACUGGGAUAUCCGUGAGCGGUGUCACUGUCCCAUAUGUAUAAAGUUGUUCAAGAGAAGACCUCGGCUGUACAUCAACACUUUCAUUUCUGAGAUGGUUGCUCAGUUCAAAUGUGAACUUCAGCAGAAAGUCAGCAGCAGCAGCUCAGAGCAACAAGCUGCCAAACCAGGAGAAGUUCCCUGUGACAUCUGCACUGGAACCAAACUGAAGGCCCUGAAGUCCUGCCUGGUGUGUCUGGCCUCCUACUGUCAGACUCACCUGGAGCCUCAUCUGACAAUGAAAGGUCUGAAAAGACAUCAGCUGAUUGAUCCUGAGGAGAACCUGGAAGGCAGGAUGUGUAUGAAGCACGAUAAACCUCUGGAGCUGUUCUGUAAGACCGAUCAGACAUGUGUCUGCAUGCUCUGCUCUGUUUUAGACCACAAGACUCAUGAGUUUGUUCCUAUGAGAGAAGAAUAUGAAGGAAAGAAGGCAGAACUGGGGAAGACUGAGGCUGAAAUUCAACAGAUGAUCACGAAGAGACGACUGAAGAUUCAGGAGAUCAAAAAAUCAGUGAAGAUGAGUAAAGAUGCUGCAGACAGACAGAAAGCAGAAGGUGUUCAGGUCUUCACUGCUCUGAAGGAGUCUGUUGACAGACGCCUGAACGAGCUCAUAGAGGAGAUUGAAGGCAAACAGGAAACAACAGAGAAACAGGCUGAAGGUUUCAUCAAAGAUCUGGAACAGGAAAUCUCUGAGCUGAUGAAGAGAAGCUCUGAGGUGGAGCAGCUCUCACGUUCUAAAGAUCACCUCCACCUCCUCCAAAGCUUCUCAUCCCUGAAACCUGCUCCAACCACCAAAGACUGGACAGAGGUCAGUAUCCAUCCACCAUCAUAUGAGGGGACUGUGGUGAGAGCUGUGGAUCAGCUGAAAGAGACACUGGAUGAAGAGUUUGAAGAAGUGUUUGAGGCUGAGCUGAAGAGGGUCCAGCAGUAUGCAGUGGAUGUGACUCUUGAUCCUGAUACAGCACAUCCUCAUCUCAUCCUGUCUAAUGCUGGAAAACAAGUACACUAUGGUGAAAAGAAGAGGAAUAUUCCAGACAACCCAGAGAGAUUUUCUAAUAGUGGUUGUGUUUUAGGAAAGCAGAGUUUAUCUUCAGGCAGAUUUUACUUUGAGGUUCAGGUUAAAGACAAGACCAACUGGAUUUUAGGAAUGGCCAGACAGUCAGUCAACAGGAAGGAAGUCAUCACACUGAGCCCUGAGAAAGGUUACUGGACUGUAGUUGUACAUAAAAAUAUUUGUUUAGCUCUUGAUGACCCCCAAGUCCCUCUCUUUCUUCAGUCUGAUCUUGAGAAGGUGGGGGUGUUUGUGGAUUAUGAGGAAGGACUAGUUUCUUUUUAUGAUGUAGAUAAUGCAGCUCCUAUCUACUCCUUUACUGGCUUCUACUUUACUGAGAAACUCUACCCACUGCUCUAUUCCGGUGUUAAUGUUGAUGGUGAAAACUCUGCACCUCUGAUCAUCUGUCCUGUCAAUCAGUCUGUUUCACCUGUUUCAAUAGGGAAAUUGAAGUAAUCAUAUAUUUAUCAUGAAAUUUAAACCGACACAGAGAAGAAGCCCUAAAAACAAUACAGUAAUCUGUCCCCACUGAUGACAACCAUGAGAUAUGGUCAGAAGCUGCAGAACAAAUCAGUAAGCUGAUCUUUAGUUGAUAAUUUUAUUCAACUGUUUUCACAAUGGGUGGCACAGUUGUGUGGUCUGUAGCAUUGUCACUACACAGCAAGGAUUAAAAUCCAGUCUUGGGCCUUUCUUUGUGGAGUUUGCAUGUUUUUCCUGUAUUUGCUUGG